AUGUCGUUCCUCGGUGGCGCGGAAUGCUCCACGGCGGGAAACCCUCUGACGCAAUUCACCAAGCACGUUCAAGAUGACAAGUCCCUGCAGCGCGACCGGCUGGUCGGCCGAGGCCCUAGUAUGCAAGAAGGCAUACGGUCACCAGGCAUGAUGGGCGGACAAGACCAGAUGAUGGACGAUUUCAUGCAGCAACCAGGCCAACAAAUACCGGGAGGACCGUCGCCACAGCCCUUUGCGAUGGAGCAUAUGCGACGCGAGCUGGAGAAUUUCCAGCCGGCACAGGCUCGCGCAGGCUCGCCCGGGUGGGCGGCCGAGUUCGACCCGGGCGAGCAGGCCCGUAUGGAGGCGGCAUUCCCCGGGGCACAGCAGCAGGGGGGCAUGAUGAACAACAAGUCUGGGUUUACGCCGGCGGAGUUUGCGCGGUUCCAGCAGCAGAGCCGCAUGGGCAUGCCGCAGACGUCGAGUCCCGCCACCUCGGCAACUCCGCCCCAGAUGGCGGGGUAUCAACGGCCAAUGGGGAUGGGCGGCUACAUGGGAGGAAUGGGCGGUAUGGGGAUGAUGCGGCCGAUGGGUAUGGGCGGGCCGAUGGGUAUGCAGCAGGAGCCUGCGGAGCAGACCACGCAAGAUAAGGGCAAGGGUCGGAUGGUGGAGCUGGACGAUGAGAACUGGGAGGCGCAGUUUGCCGAGAUGGAGACGGCCGGGAACGAGACCCGGACGGAUGAUGAGGCCAACGCCGCUAUGGAAGCCGAGCUGAACGAGCUGGACAGGUCAGUGCCCACCUCCAAUGACGCCUUUGAGUCCGUGUGGCAGCGGGUCCAGGCUGAGACGGCAGCAAGCAGGAAAUUGGCCGAGGGUGACGGCGAGUUCGAGGUUACCGAUAGCUUGCACGUCGGUGAUCUCGGUGACUGGGAGGGCUUUGAUAGUCUCAACACCCGGUUCCGCGACCCGCAGCUCGGCGAUUAUAUGUUUGAAGAGGACAAUGUCUAUCAGUCUGUGGGUAAUCCGUUUGAGGAGGGUGUCAAGAUCAUGCGUGAUGGUGGGAAUUUGUCGCUGGCUGCACUGGCUUUUGAGGCCGCCGUCCAGAAGGACCCGCAACAUGUGCAGGCCUGGACCAUGCUGGGCUCUGCGCAGGCGCAGAACGAAAAAGAGCUGCCGGCCAUCCGCGCCCUGGAGCAGGCGCUGAAGGUCGACCCGGGGAACUUGGAUGCCUUGAUGGGGCUGGCCGUCUCAUACACGAACGAGGGCUACGACUCAACGGCCUACCGAACGCUGGAGCGCUGGCUGUCGAACAAGUACCCGCAGAUCAUCGACCCGAAGGAAGUGUCGGGCGACGCAGAUCUCGGGUUCACAGAUCGCCAGCUGCUGCAUAAUCGUGUGACAGAGCUGUUUAUCAAAGCCGCCCAGCUGUCCCCGUCCGGAGCCCAAAUGGACCCAGAUGUACAAGUGGGCCUGGGCGUGCUUUUCUACUGCGCCGAGGAGUACGAAAAGGCAGUAGACUGCUUCUCCGCAGCCCUAGCAUCCACCGAGUCCGGCACCACCAACCAACAAGAGCAGCUGCAUUUACUCUGGAACCGGCUGGGCGCCACGCUCGCCAACUCGGGCCGCUCCGAGGAAGCCAUCGAGGCAUACGAGCAAGCCCUAACCAUCAACCCCAACUUUGUGCGCGCCCGCUACAACCUCGGCGUGUCCUGUAUUAAUAUUGGCUGCUACCCCGAGGCUGCUCAACAUCUGCUGGGUGCCUUGUCCAUGCACCGCGUCGUCGAGCAAGAGGGCCGCGAGCGGGCCCGCGAGAUUAUCGGCGGCGGCGAUGCGCCAGACGGGCUGGACGACGAGCGUCUCGAGCGUAUGCUGCAUAUCAGCCAGAACCAGAGCACGAAUCUGUACGAUACGUUGCGGCGCGUCUUUAGUCAGAUGGGCCGUCGCGAUCUGGCGGAUCAGGUUGUUGCUGGGAUGGAUGUGAAUAUCUUCCGCAAGGAAUUUGAAUUCUAG
Penicillium alfredii is the source of this 1989-nucleotide messenger RNA. Its product is annotated as tetratricopeptide repeat protein. The record is from RefSeq and is a predicted model, not a curated record. Gene Ontology annotation, biological process: protein import into peroxisome matrix, docking. Gene Ontology annotation, cellular component: peroxisomal membrane; cytosol. Gene Ontology annotation, molecular function: protein binding. The transcript is spliced from 2 exons. The coding region runs from base 1 to 1989 and encodes 662 amino acids. NCBI's taxonomy places the organism in Eukaryota, Fungi, Ascomycota, Eurotiomycetes, Eurotiales, Aspergillaceae.